Messenger RNA from Durio zibethinus, 1291 nucleotides. Its product is annotated as increased DNA methylation 2-like. Gene Ontology annotation, cellular component: nucleus. Lineage: Eukaryota; Viridiplantae; Streptophyta; Magnoliopsida; Malvales; Malvaceae. The record is from RefSeq and is a predicted model, not a curated record.
AUGGCCAGCUCCUCUCAGACAAAUGAUUCUCUUGCUGUUAUAAAGUUAAGAUCAAACAAGAUACCAAGUUCGCUGAUGCCAAAUAAGGACCAGCGCUUCCUUUUGUACUUCAUCAUUGGUACCUACUUUGGGCCAGAUUUAAAAGGGGAAAAGUCCCAUAAGUCAGUUUUGCAAAGAAAAGCCGAGGGACUUCCACCCUAUACUUCUGACCAACUAGCUGGUUCGCAUAUAGAAACUGCACAACUAGAUUGGAUAUACUAUUAUUUACUCCGCAAGGCUACUAAAUCUUUAGCGGUGAAGUCACUUGAUGAACCUGCUGCUAUCUAUCCUCAGUUUCCUGAUCUUUUUCCUCCGGAUUUGCAUCCUCAUUCUCGGUUGAAAAAUCAUUAUAAUAUCAUUGAAAACAUUGUAUUUAUUGACAACCCUGAAAUUUCUUGCAUUAGGAUUGAGGAUAUUGCAAGGUUUGCAAGGCUAACUGGACUAGAAGAUUUUUUCUUGGAUAUAGAUGCUGCAAGGUUGCAUGGUUCUUUUGACAGUGGCGAUUUAUAUAAUGUGACAGUGCAGGAGGCUAAAUCUGCUGGAGAUUUGUCUACCAUUGGAUAUUCUUUUGGCUCCCAGAAAACAAGAGGAGUGCAAGACGUUUUAGGAUGCAAGGAUCAACAUUUUCGUAGCCCACCACCAAUCAAGAGUACAUCCACCGAUGCAACCUUGACAUAUAAGGCUCCUGUUCUAAUACAAGAUGAGACCUAUAGUGCUAAGAAAGAUGGUGCAGCAAUGAUAUUUUUUCCAUCUCCUCCGACUGAGGAAGAGUUGGCUAAUAUUGCUGCAGCCACUAAAAGUGGAACUGCAUUGACUGGCACUGCAGCCAUGGGAAAGGUUGGGCCAAUUGUAGGACUCAUGGGCAUUGGUGAAUGUGAAGACUCUUACCUGUUCCGCGUCUCUCUUCCAGGGGUGAAAAGAGAUGAAAGUGAAUUUAGCUGUGAAGUAGAAAAUGAUGGCAAGGUAUUAAUACGGGGAGUGACAACAACCGGUGAGAAAACAGUAUACAGGUUCUCGCAAACGUUUGAAAUGCUAUCACAGAACCUUUGCCCACCAGGGCAUUUCUCAAUCUCGUUUCAAUUGCCAGGGCCAGUCGAUCCUAAACAGUUUUCGGGGUAUUUUGGCACUGAUGGGAUUCUUGAAGGAAUUGUGAUGAAAAAGAUACCUAUCUAAUUCAUGCCUUGUCUGUAACCUCACAUCUCAAGCAUAAGAAGAUUACCAUGAGUUUUGUCAAAAUCAUGUAUGACUCAGG